GCCCGCGGAUGUACUUUCACUCUCUGCGAUCUGUCGUUCCUAUUAUUUUCUUCUUCUUCUUUCUCAUCCUUUGUUUCUCUCUCAUUCGUUCCUUUUUUUGUCCGAGUGUUAUGAUCUGAUGAUGGCCAGCGUUCAGGGUGUUAGUCGCAUUGAGAGCUGUUGACCGUCCGAGCGCCUUGGUGAUGCUUGGCGUCAUCGUAAUGUGUGUGUGACAGCUGCAGCUGAUGUUACGGCCAGGCUCUGUGGAUGAUAUGAACAGUAAAGGUGCCUACACUGUUAAUAAGAUGGAGACGAGCCCAUCGCCAACACUUCAAAGACGUGAGAAGCCACCAGCACAGCAGAUGAAGAAGCCGACCUCGGAGGCGGUGAGGGGGGCCAUCCAGCUGGGGAUCGGCUACACGGUGGGCAACCUGACCUCCAAGCCCGACAGAGAUGUCCUCAUGCAAGACUUCUACAUGGUGGAGAGUGUCUUCCUGCCCAGUGAGGGCAGCAAUCUGACACCAGCUCACCACUAUCCUGACUUCCGCUUUAAGACCUACGCACCGCUGGCCUUCAGAUACUUCAGAGAGCUCUUCGGGAUCAAGCCUGAUGACUACCUGUACUCCAUCUGUAAUGAGCCUCUGAUCGAGUUGUCCAAUCCCGGAGCUAGCAGCUCCUGGUUCUACCUGACCAGCGAUGACGAGUUCAUCAUUAAGACGGUCACGCCCAAGGAGGCCGAGUUCCUGCAGAAACUGCUGCCAGGAUACUACAUGAACCUGAACCAAAACCCGCGCACGCUGCUGCCCAAGUUCUACGGCCUGUACUGCGUGCAGUGCGCCGGCGUCAACAUCCGCCUGGUCGUCAUGAACAACGUGUUGCCGCGGGCGAUGAGGAUGCACUACAAGUACGACCUGAAGGGCUCCACCUACAAGCGGCGGGCGUCCCGGAAGGAGCGCACCAAGUCCUCGCCCACCUUCAAGGACCUGGAUUUUCAGGAGAUGAUGCAGGACGGGAUCUUCUUCGACCCGGACACACACAGCGCCCUGAUGAAGACGCUGCAGAGAGACUGUAGAGUUCUGGAGAGUUUCAAGAUCAUGGACUACAGCUUGUUGCUGGGGGUGCAUGUUCUGGAGCGGGGGUUACGGGAGAGGGGAGGCCGGGGCGACAGCAAGAAGCAGAAGGUGCUCUACUCUACCGCACUCGAGUCCAUCCAGGGCGACGGGAAGGCCUCCCUCAAACCCUCCAAACCCAUGCUCGACGACGAGACGCUGGGUGGCAUUCCUGCCAAGCAUAAAGAUGAGAAGUUGCUGAUUUUCCUGGGGAUCAUUGACAUUCUGCAGUCCUACAGAUUCAUCAAGAAAGUGGAGCACUCGUGGAAAGCCCUAGUUCAUGAUGGGGACACCAUCUCUGUGCACAGGCCCAAUUUUUAUGCCGAUCGAUUCCUGAGGUUUAUGGGCAGUACAGUCUUCAAGAAGGUCCACCCAUUGAGAGGGAUGUCGUCUCGUAGGAAGCGUGCCUCUCUGCAGAAGGGGCCUCAGCGGUCCGCCUCGCAGGAGAUGCUCUCUACACACACGGAGGAGGAACAGCAGCAGCAGGGACGCAAGACCCAGAGCAUGGCCAGCCUGGACAGCCCAGAAAUGUCCAGCGGAGUCCAACCUGACGUGGUGCCAUCAACGGCCGUCCUGAGUGAGGCGUGUUCCGCCCUCUCUCUGUCCUCAGCGGAAGAUGACAGGGAUGAGCGGCGUGGGUCCAGCGCCACUCUCGUCCUUUCCUCCACGCCCCCGGCGAAAACCCCGCCCACGUCCCCCUCCUCCAACUGCUCCGAGCUGGAUGUCUACUUGGUGAGCCCUUGACCGAGAGCAGGGUUCUCCUAAUGAAGACUAGAAACGACAUGUGACGCGUGGCCUCUUCAUCCAUGCUCCAACAGCGACCUCUGCUGGGCAGAGUCCACGCUGCAUCCACCACCGAGGCCUUUCACUGUCUCCUAUACACUGCUGCUACUACUACGCCCUGAGUAGGCCUCAACUAGCAUCACCUAACCAAGUGAUGGUGAUAAUCAGGGACUGCCAAACGACCCCUGAGUGAUGAUUAUCAGGCAUUACCAGAUGAACCGUCCUUCACUUCAGAUUAUGAGUCGAGACGUCAAACAGAUGAACCGCUAGUUAGGAUUACAACGCGGCACUAGCCAAACAAAUGAACUCUGAGUGACUGUCAUUCGGACAGAUAGAGCUCGUCUACGUUGUAAUGGCUUCUUCGGUCAAGCCAUUAGUGUCCAAUCACAUGUUUUAUUUUCCUCCAUUUGUGCGGACCUGGAUAUUCUUGUGCAGAGCACUCUUCAAAUCAACCGUUAAGGACAUGAACUAUGUAAAUGUGUGCCAUAUAUGUGUGUCCGGCCUCUCCACCUAAAGGCAGUCUGUCUAAUCUGAAUCCUUUCCCAUUUCAUGUAAUCUCCAUCCAUGCCCCUCCCCCUUACUGCAGUUCCCUCCGUCUCUUAAGCCCUGUCCCAGGGGCAUAGCGGCAAAUUGUGGGCCCUAUGUACAAUCAGCUCCAAUGGACCCCCCCCCACCCCCCAGCCAUAUAUCUACAUAAAUCAGACUGUUUGUGGGCCCCCUAUACACAUGGGGCCCUGGUGACUCAGUCCCACUUAACCCGCCCUGAACGACACCCCUGCCUUGCCCCAUUCUCAUCACGGCAGUGGCAUCUCCCCCUCUUUGAACCCCUCUCCAUGUCAAGGAUCAAGGAUCGUUUAUCCAUCACAUUUGAAGCCAAGAUUCAAGAUUCAAGAGUUUGUUGUCAUUGUCAAAAAAAGGCAACGGAAUUGUGUUUGGGGUACAAUACUUAGUAGCAGCAGGUUUUCAAAGCUAAGUGCACAAAAGGUAAAAGUGACACCAGUGCUUGACCCUCCCAGUCCCCCCUCCAUCCCAAGCAGUAAAAUAUGCCUGUGUGGUACAGCCCUCCAUGGGACCUAAGAUCACAAAAAAAUAAUGAAUGGGAAGAAGUCAAUGGAGAGAAAGUUAUUUUCUGGCCCAACUUGCCUUAUUGGUUGAAUUUCCCAUGAAAUGUUUGUCAAUUUUAAAUGAUGACUUUUGGGCACACUUUUUUCACAGACUAAUACAGUGUAGUUACUAGUAGUUACUACUAGUAGUUAUGUGCAUUUGUGUGAAUUCAUCAAUAAUGUAAAUAAUGUUCUUAAGCAGAUUAUGACAUUAUUUGCCAUUUGUGUGCAUAGCAUAGAGCAGUGGUUCCCAACCUAUGGGUCGGGACCCAACCUAUGGGUCGCCAAAGAUCCACAGUGGGUCGCGAAGCCCUCUUGAUUUUAAGGGGUUUAAUUUUAAUACAAAAUUUGAAUAAAUGACAAAGCAUUUAAACUAAUAUAUGGAUAGAAGCAACAAAAUGUAUGUGAUACAUUAAACAGUUAUUCUAUAUUUGACUGAAGACAAUUUGAGGAAUAAAAUGAUACAGUAACUACUGAGUUUUUGCAGAAAACACGCGCGCGAUUGGGUCACCAAAGCUUAAAAUGGUAAAAACAUGGGUCCCUGAAGAAAAAGGUUGGGAACCACUGGCAUAGAGAACUGUCUGAGUCACUGACUGAUUGUGCAUCAGCUCUAGCUUUUCUGGAUCGCAGAGUUUGAAAGAGAGAUGAUUCAGACAGUGAUGAUGGGGAGGAUGUAGCAGUCUUGCUGAGAUGGCAGCAUGUAUACAGUAAAUGGUGUGGUGUUAAUUCAACACUUACAGAGUUCAUUUAAAUCCAAAUGGACUCAAAUGAACUCUGUAAGUGUUAAAUGAGCACUGCAGAAUUUACUGUGUAGUUGAAGGAGAGGAUUGUGCACAUCCCAGGAAACGGUGCAGGGCGAAGGCCAACUGUACUUUUCAAAGGCAGAAGUCUGCACACUUAAUAUGCUUUUCGUUGUCUUGUAUUA
Engraulis encrasicolus (European anchovy) is the source of this 3899-nucleotide messenger RNA. RefSeq names its product phosphatidylinositol-4-phosphate 5-kinase, type I, beta a (gene pip5k1ba). Bases 225 to 1832 code for a protein of 535 amino acids. The transcript has 16 exons. Gene Ontology annotation, biological process: phosphatidylinositol phosphate biosynthetic process. Gene Ontology annotation, molecular function: 1-phosphatidylinositol-4-phosphate 5-kinase activity. Gene Ontology annotation, cellular component: plasma membrane. NCBI's taxonomy places the organism in Eukaryota, Metazoa, Chordata, Actinopteri, Clupeiformes, Engraulidae. The record is from RefSeq and is a predicted model, not a curated record.